CUUCCAUAGGAGGGGAGAGGGUGCAAGUCCCUUGAGGGAGGGUCUCAGACUGGGGGAUGGUGGGUCACCGGCUCUGCUCUUCACUCACCCUCACCUCUUUCCUUUCUGCAGGGAUCCGGGACAGCACAGAGUUAAGAGUAAAAUUUGAGUUUAACGCCAAGGAUGGGAUCGAUAACCCGGCUUUGUCGCUGGCGGAGGAUUCUGAGCCAGAGGGAGCGCCCCAGCUGCGGUUCUGUUUCCUGAAGAAAGAGGACGGUGAGAGCUUUGGAUUCUGGUUACGUCAAGAGGCGGGCAACAGUGGCCAUGUCAUCCGGAAGGUGAAGCCAGGGGGCCUGGCCCACCGCCGAGGCCUGAGGGAGGGGGACCGCAUCCUCGAGGUGAAUGGCGCGUGUGUCGAAGGCAUGGAGCACUGGAAGGUGGUCUGGAAGAUCAAGAGCAGCGGAAAACACCUCUUGCUUGCCAUUCUGGAUGGGAACACCUACGACUUGGCUAAAGCCCUCGACCAAGACCUGGCCCGCCUCUUACCCCAUCGCAACAGGCCUCAGCUGUGCUGCAUCGCCAAAGGUCCAAGUGGCUUCGGCUUCACCGUGUCAGCACCAGAAGGUGUGAAGGGCACAUUUCGUGUGUCCGUGCCCAAGGAUGGGCCAGCCCACAAGGCAGGCGUUCCAGAUGGUUCAUGGCUUCUUGAACUCAAUGGGAACUGUGUGGACAGCUGGACCUAUACUCAGCUCAACAAAAAGCUCAAAGCAAGUCGCAGCCCAGUGGGGCUGUUGGUGAUCGACGUGGAGUCGGAGGAAUUUUACCGACAACGGGGCAUGAAAGUCACGGGCGCCAUGGCUGAUGCCUCCCAGGUCCCCUUUGAAGUGAGGAAACUGCCGAUGGUGAAAGGGCCAAAAGGAUAUGGGUUCUUGCUGAAGGAAGAGAAAUGCUGCUCUGGAAAGAAGGGUCAGUUUCUGCAGGUGGAUGUCGGGUUGCCAGCUGAGAAGGCGGGGAUGAGAAAUGGUGAUCGUCUCCUGGCUGUGAAUGGUGAGAGCACUGAAGACCUGGACCACCAGGAGGUGGUGUUGCGGAUCCGGGCAUAUAGCAACUGGGUGACGCUGCUGGUUAUUGACGCAGAAGGGAGCAAGUUCUAUGACUCGGUUCGAUUAUCACCUCUCCCUUUCUAUGACGACCAGGACCCUCCAUCCAGUUUGCACAUCCCUGAUGCUUCCUCUUCUCCCAGCAUGCUUCAGGAAAACAACAGCCCUGCCUGGCCACCCUGUCGCUGCCAUCUCAGGAUGGGCCUCCAUGGGAAUGGACUCCAACUGGACCUGUCUGGCGAUGAUUCACAGAGCCAGCAAGAUGGAGUUAGUGAGGCUGCAUUCUAGGACCUAUCUGAUCACCAUCACCACGACUGAUCCCUAAUCCCAGCUCUUCACAGGCUCUCGUUUGUGGGGAAAGUGAGCACCUUUGCACAGACUGUAUUCCUGUAUUUGUUUGGACAACCUGAUUCUUCCUGUCACGCUGUUGCCUUGUUAAUUAGUCCAUCCUCGAUUCUCAAAAUGCUUCCCAUGGAUCUCUGCAACAGGGCGGUGGACUCAAGUAUGUUGAAAAGCCGUAUAUGAAUAUCCAUAAUAAUGAAGCCAAGUGAAAUCGGAGGAAGAACCUCUUCUCAAACCCACAAGAGCUAAGCGGAUAGCAUCCUUUGGGCUGCUCUGGGUAGGACUCCAAACAGAGGUGCACCUAGGUAAUUUUGGAGCUUGGACCUAAAGGCCUUUGGAGGCCACCCCUCUGCAAGUUAAGCAUCAUGGUUUAACACAUAGGUUCUUGAGGGCACAAACCACACCACCCAGGACAGGCUAAAGACCAGGGGGUGUGGAGGCCCUGGACUUCAGCCCCAGAGUCCAUGGGGAAGAGCACCUCUCUGACUCCAAACUCCUCAGAGGCUGGAACACCCAUUUGGCUUUGCACAGAUGACCAUCUCUCCUCAGUUGUUUUUGCCUUCACUGUGAAGGGUAAAAGCUCAGACAUGUGAAGUUACACUGUGUUCUACUUCCAUUUUUCAUUUUCUUUUUUUAAAGAAUGGAUGUGGGGCAUGGAAAGAUAGAGAUUUGGACUGCAACAUGGUGUGGGUGUUAACCCUUUCCUUCCAUGUCAUUUUCUAGUUAAAAAUAAGUCUCCUCAGAAGCUACUGGUUAUACCUGCAGCAGCCUCCUUUCUAGGGGCAAACAGCUGUUUUAGGGUGUGUGUGUGUGUGAUUUUUUUUGGGAACACAGCAUAGCAGGAAGGGGUUAAACCCCUGGCUCCUGCUGUCCUGCUCAGGUUCUCUCCACCACCCUCUCCCCACAUUAAAAUGCAAUUUGAUUUUUUUUUUAAAGGAACUCUCAACAAUAUUUUUAAUUGCACAAAAAAGAAAAACUAAAAGCUUCAACAAAACAUUUCUGGUGUAACACACCAUCCUCAGUUAAACAAGCAAAUGAGAGAUGAGAACCUCCUCCGUUCCUCAGCUGUUACAUUCCUUAGACAUGAUAACACUCUGUUCCAUGAAUGGGGGGGGAGGGGAAUUACCCAAUUCUUCUUAGAGCCUAAUAAACUUUAUGGCAUCGGCCAACACCUCCUGA
Molecule: messenger RNA, 2600 nt
Organism: Hemicordylus capensis (graceful crag lizard)
Lineage: Eukaryota; Metazoa; Chordata; Lepidosauria; Squamata; Cordylidae
Gene: NHERF4
Product: NHERF family PDZ scaffold protein 4
Exons: 9
Coding region: 57-1367 (436 amino acids)
Biological process (GO): protein localization to plasma membrane
Cellular component (GO): apical plasma membrane
Molecular function (GO): protein-membrane adaptor activity; signaling receptor binding
Source: RefSeq, a predicted model, not a curated record